Globicephala melas (long-finned pilot whale) is the source of this 12860-nucleotide messenger RNA. It is a transcript of the gene ALMS1, whose product is annotated as ALMS1 centrosome and basal body associated protein. Lineage: Eukaryota; Metazoa; Chordata; Mammalia; Artiodactyla; Delphinidae. The record is from RefSeq and is a predicted model, not a curated record. Gene Ontology annotation, molecular function: microtubule binding.
AUGGAGCUAGAGGACAUACCGUGGCCAGGAGAGCUCGAGGAGGAGGAGGAGGCGGUGGAGAACUUGGACGAGUACGACGUGGUGAUGGCGGAGGAGAUGGAGGAAGAGGAGGGGCGGAAGCCGGACGCGGAUUUUAACUACGAGAGCCAGCGUCGGGAGAGUACGGACGACGAGGAGGAUGAGGAGGCCAAGGCCUGGCUGCAGGCGCACCCCGGCCGGACUUUGCCUCAGCCGUCGCUCCCGAGGCACCGCUGCUCGGAGGGCGAGCUGACUAGCCUGGGGAAGAGAACAGAAUCUUGGCAUUAUCUUCCUCAAGAAAUGGACUCUUCCCACACCUUGGAUACAACCCAGACCAGGUUUAAUGUGAGAGAGAAAGGGACUGAAGUGACAGACUUCCCCUCUCUGGAGGAAGGUAUAUUGACCCAAUCAGAAAAUCAAGUAAAGGAGUCGAACAGAGAUCUCUUAUGUUCUCCAUUGCUAGUCAUACAAGACAAUUUCGCUUCUCCUGAUUUGCCUUUGCUGACAUGUUUGACAAAAGAUCAAGAGUUUGGGCCUGAUUCCUUGUUUCACCAAAGUGAACUAGAUUUUGCUCCUCUGAGGGGAAUUCCUGGUAAGUCUGAAGACACUGAAUGGUUUUCUCGACCGUCGGAAGUUAGUGAAGCUUUAUUCCAGGCAGCCUCAGAAGUAGCUUCAAACUUAGUUAACAGUUGCUUUAGAGUAUCUCAGCACCCACUUAUAGGUAGUACAGCUAUUGACUCUCAGCGCUCUUUAUUAACUCUUGAACAAGGGACUAAAGAAGAGAUUGUUUCACCUGAUACACUUGAGGAUCUGAAAACCCCCAAAGACUCUGAUAGUUAUGAUGCUCUUUAUUCAUAUAUGUCAUGGAAGACACAAGAAGUUAUACAGGAGCCAGAAACCAAUUUAGCUGAUAAAGAUCAAGUUUCUUUUUCAACUGCAUCUGAUACAAGUGAUGAAUACAUAACUCCUAAAGGAAGUGACAGUUUUGAUGCUUCUUGUUCAUAUGUGCAAUAUGGGAAACAGGAAGCUUUACAACAGUUAGAAAAAUAUUUAACCAGUAAGGACCGUGAUUCUUAUUCGGAUUCAUCUGACACAAUUGAUAAAAAUAAAAUUCAUAAGGAAAGUGACAAUUUUAGUGCCCCUUUUUCAGAUAUGCCAUGGAGCAAACAGGGAGCUUCACACCAUCCAGAAAUAUGUCUAAUCAGUAAGGACUGUGUUUCUUUUCCACAUGAAGUUGCUCCUCGCUUUUAUAGUAAAAUGCCACAUUGUUUUUUGCAUUGUUUGUUGGAAAGAGGAGGAAGAGAGGUUCCCUUGACAGCUGAUAGUCAUUAUUUUGAGAGUGUUUAUUUAAGGGCUCCUGCUGAGAAUGAGAUGAAACAAAAGAUGGAUUCUUUGGAGGGUUAUAAAGGAAUUGAAGAAGAUCUGGGGAAAGAAUUAUCUCAAUGUUUUGAACUAAAGGAGAAUAGAAAUACUUUAGUAUUAUCAGAGGUGCAUCCCAGAUCUUCAGAAAUACAAUAUAUUGAGAAUGUUGUAGUUACUGAUAAUCCUGUAGAAGUGUCAGAAGCACAUAUACUCUCCACGGGGCAUGAUACCUCUAAGAUGGAGGUUUUUGGUGGUCCUCUUCAGACUAUUAAAUCCAACUCAGAUGAGACAUCAGAACAGCUGUGUUUUCAAGAAGAAGGAAACCAAAAGCCACCUUCUGCUUUUGGUGGGAAAAAUGUUGAUGCUACUGAAAAUGUAGCCUUUCAGGCAGUUAUUGCCUCUAUUGAACCUUCUGAGAAAGAGAGUACAGUAAAUGAAAUCCAAACUGACAUCAAUAAAUCUUUAACAAAUGACAGCCAAGAAAAUGAACCAAAAAAUCCAGAUCUUUCCCUAUUAAAUUAUCCUGAAAACUUUUUCUUUGAUAAACUUAAUCACCCACACUAUCAAUCUACUCCUGGGGUGUUUGAAUCAGCAGCUUCAAAACCAUUGUUGUAUAAAAAAGAUGAUGGUGAUAGCUCCCUGUACUGGCAUCCUAAUAUAAAAUCACUCCCCAGUGCUCCUCAGGAAAUAUUCAUUAAGCCACUUUCUCUUAGUCCAGAGCUUAAGUCGUCAUCUUCUUUAAGUGAAAAAUCUCUCAGACAGGCUGUUGGUCUUGGCAAGACACAGUCAGCUUUAUUUCAGUAUGAUACAGACAAUGAACCAUUUCUUCCCAUUGGGAAGAUAAAGUCUGUUUCUGCUCUUGACCUUGCAGAGAAGUUAGGAUCUUCAAACAUUAUUUAUCCAAUGAAAGUAUGGACUUCAGAUUCUUUGGUUUUACAAGAUUUAAAGCAGCACACCUUUGAAGAAGUUGCAGAUUCCUCAAACUGUAUUUUGGGUAAGAAUGGAAACUCUAGUAACGUCAUUGAAGGUCCAUCUGCAGCUGUAGGAAGCAGCUUUUCAGCAAACUUGGUGGCAUGUAAUGCAAAGUCACAAGGUACUUUGCCAGUGAUCAGUGAUGCAUCAUUAAUUGCAGUUGGCCAAGAGACAUUGCUGAAAGCUGAUAUAGACCAAGGUGAAAUUCCUUGGCCUGUGGGAGCCAAGUCCAGUUUUACUGUCUAUACAAUUAUGCAAAAUGACUCCUAUUUUGUAGAGGGCCUGCAGGGGAAGGCUGAAUCUGACAUCUAUACUCUGGAUGAUGAUACUGAAUGCUGUAGCCUAGAUGAAAAUGAUGUUGUAUGCAGGAAAAGAGUUGUUGAACUACAAAGAGAGAUAUGUGACCAAGGUGACUUGACUGGUGAGUGCAUUAAGCUAGCAGGUUUAGAAAAUUUGCUUGAUGAUCUAGAGAUUUGUGACAGCUCCCUGCACUGGCAGUCUACUGUACAGCUACCAUCUAAGGAAGAGAGCAGUUUUGAAGAGCCUGUAUGUCUUUCUAAUAUGGACAUUAAUCAGUCUUUUGCAUCUGUAUUGCCUCCAUCUGUUCCUCAUGAGCCAACUAGAGAGUUGGAGUAUCACUCUUCAGAUCUCAGAAUGUUGAGGGUAUCUCCUGACACUGUGCCAGGGACUUUCAAACAUUCAACAGGGGAUACGUCCAAAGGAGACAUAGCUGAAAUUCCUCAAUCCACCUUGAAACCAGGCAUCACUACCACUCCUGAAGAUUCAGACACUGUAUCUCAUUUAUCCUUGUCCCCUGAGGACUUUUCUCAGUUGGCUGGAAGGUCUCCUCAAGUGAAGAAUAUUGGUCAACAUACUGAUACUCUCAACCAACAGACAUUAGCAGACAGUCGUCUAACUGAAGAGGCUCUAAAAGUUUCAGCUGUUCCUGGGCUAGCUGACCAGAAGACUGAGAUAGCAACAGUGCCCCCUAGUUCCUACUCACAAAGAGGGAAGCCAAAUAUUUUCUACCUACAGGGCUUGCCAGAUGGUUAUCUAACUGAAGAGGCUCUAAAAGUUGCAGCUGUUCCUGGACUUGGUGACCAGAAGACAAGUAUAUCUACAGUCCCUCCAAGUUUCUACUCACUUGGAGAGAAGCACAGUAUUUUCUACCCACAGGCAUUGCCAGACGGUCAUCAAACUGAAGAGGGUCUGAAUGUUUCAGUUCUUCUUGGACUAGCUGAUCUAAAGACUGGAAAACCAACAGUACCGGCUAGUUCCUACUCAGUUGGAGAGGAGCCUGGUAUUUUCUACCAACAGGCCUUGCCAGGCAGUCAUCUACCAGAAGAGGCUCUGAAAGUUUCACCUUCUCCUAGACCAGUUGAUGAAAAGACUGGGUUGCCUACUGCAUCCUCUACCUCUUACUCACAUGGAGAGAAGCCUCGUAUUUUCUAUCAACAGACAUUGCCAGAAAGUCAUCUAACUGAACAGGCGCUGAAAGUUUCAGCUGCUUCUGGACCCCCUGUACAGAAGACUGAGAUUCCCGUAGUAACUUCUACUUCUUACUCACAUAGAGAGCAGCUCAGUAUUUUGUGUCAGCAAGAAUUGCCAGACAGUCAUCUAACUGAACAGGCUCAGAAAGUUUCAGUUGCUCCUGGAUUGGCUGAGCAGAAGACUUGGCUUCCUACUGUACCCUUUAUAUCUUACUCACAUAGAGAGAAGCCCAGUAUUUUCUACCAGCAAGAGUUGCCAGACAGUCAUGUAAUUCAAGAGGUUCAACAAGUUUCAGCUGCUCUUGGAUUGGCUGAGCGGAAGACUGGGAUUCCUACCAUACCCUCUACUUCCUAUUCACAUAGAGAGGAACCUCUUAUUUUCUACCAACAAGAGUUGCCAGACAGUUGUCUAACUGAACAGGCUGAGCAAGUUUCAGCUGCUCCUGGAUUGGCUGAGCAGAAGACUGGGAUAUCGACAGUACCCUCUACUUCUUACUCACAUAGAGAAAAGCCCAGUAUUUUGUACCAGCAAGAGUUGCCAGACAGUCAUCUAACUGAACAAGCUCAGAAAGUUUCACCUGCUCCUGGAACCCCUGAGCAGAAAACUGGGAUUCCUAUAGUAACUUCUACUUCUUACUCACAUAGAGAGAAGCCCAGUAUUUUCUACCAACAGGACUUGCCAGAUAGUCAUCUAACUAAAAAGGCUCAGAAGGUUCCAGCUCUUCCAGGACUAGCUCUCCAGAAGAGUGGGACACCAAUAGCACCCCCUGCUUUCUACUCACAUAGAGGGAAGACCAGUGUAAUCUAUCAGCAGGAGUUGCCAGACAGUCAUCUAAGUGAUCAGACUCAGAAAAUUUCAGCUAUUCCUGGACUAGUUGACCAGAACACUGGGAUACAGACAGUACCCUCUAGUUCCUACUUGCAGAGGGAGAAGCCCAUUAUUUUUUACUGGCAGGAGCUGCCAGACAGUCUUCUAACUGAAGAGGCUGUAAAAGUUUCAGCUUUUCCUAGAACAGCUGACCAGAACACUGAGAUACCAACAGGGUCGUCUAGGUCCUACUCAUUUGGAGAGAAGCCAGGUGAUUUUUUCUACCAGCAGGUGUUACCAGAUGGUAAUCUAAGUGAAGAGGCUCUGAAAGUUUCACCUGCGUCUAGACCAAGUGACCAGAAGACUGGGAUACUCUCAGUACCUGCUAGUUCCUACUCACAUAGAGAGAAACCUAGUAUUUUCUACCCACAAGCCUUGCCCGGCAGUCAUCUAUCUGAAGAGGCUCUGAAAGAUUCAGCUAUUUCUGGACUAGCUGAUCAGAAGACUGGGACAUCAGAACCUUCUGGUUCCUACUCACAUAGAGAGAAAUCCAGUGUUUUCUACCAACAGGAGUUGCCAGAUAGUCAUCUAACUGGAGAGGCUCAGAAAGUUUCAGGUGUUACUGGAACAGGUGACCAGAAGACUGGGAUACCUAUAGUAACCUCUGCUUCCUACUUACAUAAAGAGAAGCCCACUAUUUUCUACCAGCAGGCCUUACCAGAUAGAUAUCUUACUGAAGAGGCUCUGAAUGUUUCAACUGCUCCCAGACCAACUGACCAGAAGACUGGGAUACCUGCAGUACCAUCUAGUUCCUAUUCAUAUAGAGAGAAGCCCAUCAUUUCUUACCAGCAAGAGUUGCCAGAUCUUACUCAACUGGCUUUAAAAGUUUUAGAGGUUCCUGGACCAGCUGACCAGAAGAUUGGGAUACCAGCAAUAAUCUCUACUUCUUCCUCAUAUGGAGAGAAGCCCAUCAUUUCUUACCAGCAAGAGUUGCCAGAUCCUAAUGAAGAUGCUUUAAAACGUUUAGAGCUUCCUGGACAAGCAGACCAGACCACUGGGAUGCGAAUUGUGCCCCCUACUUCCUAUUCACAUAGAGAGAGCCCCAUCUUUUCUUACCAGAAGGAGUUGCCAGAUAUUACUGAAGAAACUUUGAAAGUUUCAGCUGUUCCUGGACCAGCUGACCAGAAGAUUGGGAUACCAGCAAUAAUCUCUACUUCUUCCUCAUAUGGAGAGAAGCCCAUCAUUUCUUACCAGCAAGAGUUGCCAGAUCCUAAUGAAGAUGCUUUAAAACGUUUAGAGCUUCCUGGACAAGCAGACCAGACCACUGGGAUGCGAAUUGUGCCCCCUACUUCCUAUUCACAUAGAGAGAGCCCCAUCUUUUCUUACCAGAAGGAGUUGCCAGAUAUUACUGAAGAAACUUUGAAAGUUUCAGCUGUUCCUGGACCAGCUGACCAGAAGAUUGGGAUACCAGCAAUAAUCUCUACUUCUUCCUCAUAUGGAGAGAAGCCCAUCAUUUCUUACCAGCAAGAGUUGCCAGAUACUACUGAAGAAACUUUAAAAGUUUUUGCUCUUCCUGGAGCAGCUGACCAGAACGCUGAGAUACCAACAGGGCCUUCUAGUUCUUACUCACAUAAAGAGAAACUCAAGAUUUUACCAGAUGACCAGAAGGCUGAGUUACUGUCAGCUCCCCUUAGUUCCUACUCACAUAGAGAAAAGCCUAAGACUUCAACUGUGAUUGGACCAGACGACCAGAAGACUCCAUUACUGACAGGUUUUCCUAAUUCUUAUUCUCAGAGAGUAAAGCCCAGUAUUUUCUUUCAACAGCAGUUGCCAGAUAGACAUCAAAGUGGAGAUAUUCUGAAGAUUUCACCUGUUUCUGAAUCAACUGAUGUGAAUUCUUGGAUACAAAUACCUCUUUCUAGUUCCUCUUCACACAGAGAGAAAUCUAAUAUUUUCUACCCAAAGGAAUUGCCAGACAAACAUCCCACUGAAGAUUCACUGAAGGUUUCAACAGUUCCUGGACCAGCUGACCAAAAAACUGUGUUACCAGCAGUUCCUCCUAGUUCCUUUUCACAUAGAGAGAAACCAGUUCUUUUCUACCAACAGGAUUUGCCAGAAAGACAUCUAACUGAAAAUAACCUGAAGUUCUCAAGUAGUCUUGGGCAAGCUGGUCAGAUUACUGGGUUAUCAACAGUUCCCCCUAGUACUUAUUCACAUAGUGAGAAGCACAAACUUGUUUCAGACCAUGUCCAAACGCUGAUAGAUAAUUUGGAUUCUUCUAACGCCAGUGUUAUCUCAAACAACAUGCCUUUAAAUUCUCAGGCUGAUGGUAGAAUUGUAAUAAAUAAGCCAGAAUCUUCAGGUUUUGAAGAUGUUGGCUCUAAGGAAAUCCAGGAUACAGAAAACAGUUCCAAAACUCUUAAAGAGAUUCAGUCACUUUUAAUGGAAGCAGAAAAUGUAGCACUGAGACGAUGCAAUUUUCCUGUUCCCCUUGUCCCUUUCAGAGAUGUUAGUGAUAUUUCAUUUAUACAAUCUAAGAAGGUGGUUUGCUUCAAAGAACCCCCCACAACUGAUGCAUCUAAUGGUGAUUUGUCUCAGAGACAGCCAUUCACAGAAGAAAGCCCAAGCAGCAAGUGCAUACAGAAGGAUAUUAGCACACAGACGAAUCUGAAAUGCCAGAGAGGCAUUGAAAAUUGGGAGUUUAUUAGUUCAACUACAGUUAGAAGUCCUUUAAAGGAAGCAGAAAGCAAAGCCAGAGUGGCAUUAGACGAGACCCUUAGGCAAUAUAAAGCAGCCAGAUCUGUAAUGAGAUCUGACCCUGGAGGGUAUAGUAGAACCAUUGAGAAUAAGAUUGUUAUUCCUAUGAUGACUGUCAUUAAAAGUGAUUCAAGUAGUGAUGCAAGUUCCUGCUCAUGGGACAGUAAUUCCUUGGAGUCAGUUUCUGAUGUGCUUCUAAACUUCUUUCCAUAUUCUUCACCCAAGACAAGCAUGACAGAUAGCAAAGAGGAAGAGAGUGUGUUAGAGAGUGACGAUGGCAGUGGUAGCAGUGUAGAUUCACUGGCUGCACAUGUGAAAAACCUUCUGAAAUGUGAAUCCUCAUUGAACCAUGCUAAACAAAUACUCAGAAAUGCAGAGGAGGAGGAAUCUCGGGUACGGGCACGAGCCUGGAAUCUGAAGUUUAAUAUGGCUCAUGAGUGUGGCUACUCCAUUUCAGAAAUAAAUGAAGAUGACAGGAGAAAAGUAGAAGAGAUCAAAGCAAAGUUGUUUGGUCAUGGGAGAACAACUGACUUGCCCAAGGGUUUACAGAGUCCACAGGGGAUAGAAUGCAAGCCAGAAGCUGUAUGUAGUCACAUUAUUAUUGAGAGCCAUGAAAAAGGAUGUUUCAGGACUCUAACAGCUGAACGGCCACAAUUGGACAGCCACCCUUGUGUUUUCAGAUCUGCUGAACCCUCAGAAAUGAUCAGAGGACAACGGAGCCCAUCAUCAUGGACAACUGGGCACAUCAACCUUGCCAAAUCACUGGACCAGAACAACUCCCAUUUCAAAGUUUGGAAUUCAUUGCAGUUACAAAGUCAUUCCCCAUUUCAAAACUUUAUAGGUGAUGACUUGAAAAUUAGCAAGGGUCUUCGAAUGCCAUUCCGUGAAAAGUUGGACCCUUGGCUAUCAGAAUUAGUAGAACCUGCUUGUAUGCCACCUGAAGAAAUGGAUUGUCAGUCGUCAUCACAAAUGCUGCCCCCAGAACCCAUGAAAAAGUUUACUACCUCCAUCAUUUUCUCAUCUCACCGACAUUCUAAAUGCUUUUCAGAUUCCUCUUUUCUUAAGGUUGGUGUUACUGAAGGUAGCCAGUGUACUGGAGCAUCUGUGGGGCUAGUUAGUUCUCAUAUCACUGAAGAGCAAAAUCCUACUAGAGAUCUAAAAGAGAAAACCUCUUCCCCUUCAUCAUUUAAAAUCAUUAGUCAGUCACCAGAUAAAGCUGUGACUAUUUUAGCAGAAAAUAGUAGGCAAAGCCAAAAAUUAUCUGUUGCACAUUCUCACCAAGAAGAAAAACCCUUAGAAAGAUCAGAUUGUAAAGGCAGUCAUUCUAAGCCCAGUACCAGUGCAAAUGAUAGCAAUUUCAAGGAAGUUCAUUUUUCUGAUAACGAUACUCUCAUUAACAUGGGCAGACCCAGUUCCACACUAGGAGUAAAAGAGAAGAAUGUAACUAUAACUCCAGAUCUUCCUUCGAACAUUUUUCUUGAACAAGAGCUCUUUGAACAAAGCAAAGCCUCACAUGCAGAUCACCGUGUGAGAAAACACAAUUCUCCCCCUCCUCAACAUCAGGAUUAUGUAGCUGCAAAUCUCCCUUGUCGUGUUUUUCUUGAAAAACGAGAACUCUUUAAACAAAGCAAGACCCAACAUAAAGAUAAUCAGUUGAGAGAAAACCACUCUCCCCUUCCUCAAAGUCAGGAUUAUAUAGCUUCAGACCUUCCUUCUCGCAUUUUUCUUGAACAACGUCAGCUCUUUGAACAAAGCAAAGCCCCAGAUGUAGAUCACCACAUGGGAGAACACCAUUCUUCCUUUCCUCAAGGUCAGGAUUAUAUAGUAGAAAAGAAUAAUGAACAUGAGCCUAAAUUACACAUUUCUGAUAUGAUAAAUGUUGAAGGCAAAUUCAGUGAUGUGGCCUCCCCAUCAGCCCCAAAUCAAUGUACAGUAGUAACAUCUGCAUCUACUCCACCUUCAAAUAGAAAAGCACUUUCUUGUGUUCGUAUAACUCUUUGUCCCAAGACUCCUUCCAAGUUGGAUAGUGGAACCUUAGAUAAAAGAUUUCAUUCAUUGCAUCCUGCCUCUAAAACAAGGAUGAAUAGUGAGUUUAACUCUGACCUACAGACUAUAUCUUCAGAAUCACUGGAACCAACCUCCAAAUUAUUGACCAGUAAACCUGUAGCACAGGAUCAAGAAUCUUUAGGUUUUCUAGGACCUAAAUCUUCACCGGACUUCCAAGUUGUACAGUCUCCUCUUCCAGAUAGUGAUAUUAUUUCCCAGGACUUGAAAACCAUACCUUUUCAGAAUAACCAGAUAGUAACCUCAAGGCAAACACAAGUGAACAUUUCAGAUUUGGAAGGAUAUUCCAAUCCAGAAGGGACUCCAGUAUCUGCAGUUCGAUCACCAAAGGAGACUAAGACCCCGUUUUCUCCCUUCUCUGGAAAAUUAUCGUCUGAUGCAGUCACUCAGAUAACAACAGAAAGUCCAAGAAAAGCCAUGUUUUCAUCUGAGAUUUUUGUUAAUGCUGAAGAUCGUGGACAUGAUAUUCCAGAGCUCAGUACACGGAAGUUGGGCAAAGUUCCUGUCAAGUUUCCUUCAUCGUCUUCAGUCCAACAGAUUACUGUUCCUCAUGGCACAGAUGGCCAGCCUUUACUGUUGCCAUAUAAGCCUUCUGGUAGUACGAAGAUGUACUAUGUUCCCCAAUUAAGACAGAUUCCUUCAUCUCUGGAUUCCAAGUCAGACACCACCAUUGAGAGCUCACACUCAGGAUCCAAUGAUGCCAUUGCUCCAGACUUCCCGGCUCAGGUGCUAGGCACAAGGGAUGAUGACCUGGCAGACACUGUUAACAUUAAACAUAAAGAGGGAAUCUACAGUAAGAGGGUGGUAACUAAGGCAUCCUUGUCAAUGGGGAAAAAACCCUUUCAGAAAGAUAAUGCAGAUGCUCAAGUUCAAGUUCUUACCACAGGGGAUGAGGACCUCUCAGACAAAAACCAGAAAAAGGAGAUCUACAGUGAAAGGGCAGUGACCGAGGCUUCUCGAUCUGAAGAAAAAGAAUCCUUGCAGAAAGACAUUACAGGUUCCAGUGCUGCUGCUGCUUCAGAGCAGUCAGCUCAACUACAAGACACGAAGAUUGUUAGUCUACCAGACACUAAAGCCACUAAACAGAAAGAGGAGAUCCACAGUAAGAGGACAGUUCCUAAGGAAGGCUGGCCCGAAGAGAAGAAAUCCUUGCAAAUAGAUAUUGCAGAGUCCAGAUGUCAUUCAGAAUUUGAAAAUACCACCCAUUCUGUCUUCAGGUCAGCUAAGUUUUACUUUCAUCAUCCAGUGCACCUACCAAGUGAUCAAGAUUUUUGCCAUGAAUCCUUAGGAAGAAGAGUUUUCAUGAGUCAUUCUUGGAAAGAUUCCUUUCAGCAUCAUCCAGACAAACAAAGAGAACACACUUGUCUUCCUUCCUCUUAUCAAAAUGUGGCAAAGACAAAGUCAGAUUAUACCACAAUAGAGAGCCUCAGUAUCAAUGUAAACUUGGAAAACAAAGAAGUAAAGCAUACUACUAAAAGUCAGGCUAGAGAUUUUCUAAAAUAUGACAAACAAGUUAAUGACCUAAAAAGGGAUCAUAAGGCCACCCCAGAGUUAACAGCUCAGCACACUGUGAGUUUAAAUGAACUCUGGAACAGGUAUCAGGAGCGACAGAGGCAACAGAAACCUCCUGAGUUCAGUGCCAAGAAGGAACUUUCCUUGGUGGAGCGACUUGAUCAUUUGGCUAAACUUCUUCAGCAUCCCAUCACACAUUUUCUCCAGCCCUCAGAAAGUACACAGGAUGAUAGCAAAGGGAAACAAGAUGUUAAGGAAUGGAGUGGUAGACAGCAACAGCAGAAAAACAAGCUUCAGAAAAAGAAACAGUAUAAAAGCCUGGAGAAAUGCCAUAGAAACACAGGAGAUCUUAAAAAAAACAAGAUUCUUUCUACUCAUCAAGCUGGGAGGUCCAAUCAGAUUAAAAUUGAACAGAUUAAAUUUGAUAAAUAUAUUUUGAGAAAACUGCCAGGUUUUCAUUAUAUAAAUAACACUUCUUCAGAUUCUAGACACUCAGAGGAGAGUGAGCUGCUCACAGAUACUGCCACCAACAUCCUUUCCACCACCACUUCUGUGGAAUCAGAUAUAUUGACCCAAACAGAUAAGGAAGUGACUCUGCAUGAGAGGAGCAGCUCUAUUUCCACCAUUGAUACUGCCCGACUGAUCCAUGCUUUUGGUCAUGAAAGAGUUUGUUUGUCACCCAGGCGAAUUAAAUUAUACAGCAGCAUCACCGACCAUCAGAGGAGAUACCUUGAGAAGCGGAGCAAGAAAAACAAGAAACCAUUGAAUACAGGUUAUCCCCAAAUUACUUCAGAACACACCAGAAGGAAACACGUCCAGGUGACAGACCAUAUUUCUUCUGACUCUGUUUCGUCUUCUACCAGCAGUUUCUGGAGCUCGAGCUCUACCCUUUGCAACAAGCAAAAUGUACAUAUGUUAAAUAAGGGCAUACAAGCAGGUACGUUGGAGAUUGUGAAUGGUGUCAGAAAACACACUCGAGAUGUUGGAAUGACUUUCCCAACUCCAAGUUCUAGCGAGGCUAGAGUAGAAGAGGACAGUGAUGUGACUUCUUGGUCAGAAGAAAAGAUAGAAGAGAAAAGGCUCCUUACCAGUUAUCCUGGGGACAGAAAGUUAAGGAAGAAUAAGCAGAGCUGCUGGGAAGGAGUUUCAUGGUUUGUUCCUGUGGAAAAUGUGAAGUCUGGUCCUAAGAAGGAAAACCUGCCCAAGUUUCAUGGCCCUGGUGUCUCCUGGUUUGCACCAGUAACCAACACCACACCUUGGAGGGAGCCACUACAGGAACAGAACUGGCAAGGACAGCACGUGGACAGCCACAGUUCACUAGCAGGCCCAGGCAGAGAUCCACUGAAGCCAUUUGUGAGAGCAACCCUACAGGAAUCACUGCAACUUCACAGACCUGACUUCAUCUCCCGCUCUGGGGAACGGAUAAAGCGCCUGAAGUUAGUAGUCCAGGAGAGGAAGCUGCAGAACAUGUUACAGAGUGAACGGGAGGCACUGUUCAACACUGUGCGAGAAUGGCAGGGCCACCGGGACGCCAUGCACCUGCUCCCUAAGAGAGGCUUCCUGGCUGCCCAAAAGAAAAGGCCUGUUGGAAAGAAGGAAAUGAUUCAGCGGUCUAAAUGGAUUUAUGAACAGCUUCCAGAAGUACAGAAAAAGAGAGAAGAGGAGAAGAGGAGAUUGGAAUAUAAGUCGUACCGGCUGCGAGCCCAGCUAUAUAAAAAGAAAUUGACCAAUCAACUCUUGGGGAGAAAAGUUCCUUGGAACUGACAUAAGAAUAUUUUCCUCAGAGCCUUGGAAUUAUAUUUUAUCAGCCUGGAGGAGCACAAUUCUUACUUUUAUGAGUCUGGUUUAAUAAAACUUAUCUUGUUGUCCAUGUGUAA